Molecule: messenger RNA, 1212 nt
Organism: Saccostrea echinata
Lineage: Eukaryota; Metazoa; Mollusca; Bivalvia; Ostreida; Ostreidae
Product: G-protein coupled receptor dmsr-1-like
Exons: 1
Coding region: 5-1162 (385 amino acids)
Biological process (GO): G protein-coupled receptor signaling pathway
Cellular component (GO): membrane
Molecular function (GO): G protein-coupled peptide receptor activity
Source: RefSeq, a predicted model, not a curated record
GACAAUGGUCAAUAUUACAGAAGAAAUUACCAGUGCCAAUGACCACUCCACUCCACAGGUCAGUGGAUAUAGGUUGAUCCACGGUUAUGUCAGUGGGACACUCUGUUUCAUUGGAGUCGUAUUCAACAUCUUCAAUGUCAUCGUGUGGUCCAGAAAAAACAUGCGGACUUCCACAAACCUCCUACUGACGACCCUCUCAGUUGCGGAUGGUGUUUCCGUUUUCAUGUACCUUUUGUACGUUACAUAUUACUUUACUGCAACUGGACCUAGUGAUUUAAUCUUCCAUUCCAAAUCCGGAAUGUAUUUAGUAGUCAUCUGCUUUCAUGAAUUCAUUGCCUUUCAUACCUUCUCUAACUGGAUUACGAUAUCCCUGGCUAUAUUUCGUUAUAUCAAGGUGUGUCAUCCGAACUUGGGAAAGAAACUUUGUACCAAGAAGAGAGCACGCUUAACAAUCUGUAUCGUGUUCAUUGCAACAAACUUAGCCACAAUUCCCUUCUAUUUAUACUAUGAAGUACACGACCUAAUGGAGGGCAACAGAAAUUUGACCGGAUUUUGGAUUCGGAAAACGACUUUCGCCGUGACCCAUGUCCAAUAUCAGACGAUUUUGGCAUGGUUAUAUGGGGUUAUUUUCAAAGUCAUACCCAGUAUUGCCGUGUCUGUUCUUUGUGUGUUGAUAGGCAAAGAACUACGUAGAGCAGAUAAACAGAGAGUCAAUAAACGAAUGUCAAGCGGGUACAUUAGAACAACUGUAAUGUUGAUGAUAAUUGUCUUCAUUUACGUGUUAACAGAGCUUCCGAUUGGAAUUGUCUCAUUUAUAUCGGGAUUGAAACACUCCGAAAGUCAUUUCUUUUACUUCCUUUUGUAUUCUUAUGUGGGAGAUUUACUAGAUACUCUUACGGUUAUCAAUGGUACUGUUAACUUUAUAGUGUAUGUCAUACUCUGUAAACAAUACCGAACUGAAUUCAAGAGAACCAUUUUGGGAAGAUUUGUCAAGCGAUAUACAUUAAAAAAAGAUACGGGAGUUGGUCUCACCGAAGUUACUAACGAUAUGGAACUUUCCAAAUAUUCUCCGAGUGUUCUCUCCUCUGAUCAAAUUUCCAAGGAUAAGCUAAACAGUGUGGAAAUGAUAGAGACCGAACAUUCUAAAGUAUAUGAUUAUUAAAUCAAGACAUGAAAAUACUUUUUUGAUUUUCUACCACUGUUUUCCACUGU